AUGAACGGUAGCCAGACCACUCUAGCAAUCCCUCCCUCGGAAGCCGACCCUGCCGCCAACUCCCUGCUGACGGACAAACCUCUGCCGUCACCUUUGCCUUCUUUGCGGGGGAAGGGCUCUUCCCGUCUGCCACAGACCAUAUCACAUCGUGGUUACAAAAGCAAAUUCCCCGAAAAUACACUCGCCGCAGUCAAGGGCGCCAUCGAAUCAAAGACAGAUGCCCUGGAGAUCGAUCUGCAUUUGACGAAAGACGGAGAGAUUGUUCUCUCGCAUGAUCCAACCCUGCAGCGAUGCUUCGGCAUCAAGAAAAAGAUUGGCGACUGCGACUGGGCAUAUCUCAAGACCCUACGCACUCUACAGCCGCCACAUGAGCCCAUGCCUCGAUUAGCGGAAAUUCUAGAAUACAUUAAUCAAUCAGGUAGGGAGCACAUCUGGGUAUUGCUGGACAUCAAAGUCAGUGUAACAAAGGGACUCCAACCCCCGCGAAUCGCAUCGGUUUUACUCACACUUUGUCAGCUCACCAACGAUCCGGAUUUGGUCAUGCGUCGCAUUGCUCAAACCAUCUCAUCCAUUUCACCAGUCUCUUCUCCCUUUUCAUCUCCCCGUCCCUGGCAAGACCGCGUCGUCCUCGGCUUUUGGUCAGGCGACUACAUCCCCCUUCGCAACAGAUACCUCCCUCAAUUCCCCAUGGCUCUAAUCUGCUUUGAUUUCAAAUAUGCCCGACAAUUUCUCCACGUCGAGGAUCUGGCCUACAACGUGAAUCAGCGCAUCCUCAUGAGUCCACUGGGAAAGGGCUUCCUCGAGGACGUCCGCGCCGCACGGCGCCAAAUCUACCUUUGGACUGUCAACGCGCCGAAUCUCAUGCGUUGGGCGAUUCGCCAAGGCGUGGACGGAGUGAUUACGGACGAUCCAGCUUUGUAUAUCAAAGUCCGCGAGGCGUGGGAGAGAGAGCGCAAGGACGGAGUUGUUGUUUUCCCGGAGCUGCAAACAGACCGUCUGACUUUUGGGCAAAGAGUGGAGAUCCUACUGUUUGUGAUGCUGGCGGUGACGUUUGGUUGGGUCCUGAAACACAGAAUUUCGAAGAGGAUGAAGGGUCUUCAUCUCGGUGAGCAGAAGGCGUCCUGA
Messenger RNA from Penicillium oxalicum, 1125 nucleotides. RefSeq names its product glycerophosphodiester phosphodiesterase. Lineage: Eukaryota; Fungi; Ascomycota; Eurotiomycetes; Eurotiales; Aspergillaceae. Gene Ontology annotation, biological process: lipid metabolic process. The transcript has 3 exons. Gene Ontology annotation, molecular function: phosphoric diester hydrolase activity. The coding region runs from base 1 to 1125 and encodes 374 amino acids. The record is from RefSeq and is a predicted model, not a curated record.